AGUUGAUCCUAAACUGGCAGUGAGACACCUGUCUGUCUCUCAGCCUGUCUGUCUGAGUGUCCCGGAGGAUGGCACCGGGGUGUGUCUCCGCCCUCAGCCGGCCCCGCGGACCCUCCGGCGGGCACACGGAGCUCUGACAGCCCGCUGAACCAGAACCAGGUCUGGACCCGGUACCGGACCAGAGCAUUCAGACCGAGGCGGACGGGCCGGGCUCAGGAUGCCCUCAGUACUGGCUGCAGGUCUGGUCUUCAGGGUUCUGCUGCCCCUCAGCCUGACUGCAGCUUGUGCGUUGAGGUUUAAUGGAUUCUCUCUGGUCUACGUCCUCCUGCUGCUGCUGCUGCCUCUACUGCCAGACCCGUCCUCCUCAGGUAACCCGUGUCGCUGUGUGACGGCGGUCUGCGUCUCCAGCUUCCUCUUCCUGUUGCUGCAGUCCUUCUACCAGCUGACCACGGCCACGCUGCAGCCGGAGGCCAACUGUACGUCGUGGCAGAAAACUCUCGCUCAGCUCGGCCUGGUGAGUCUGACAGGAAGUGAUGCAGGCUCGGCAGUGAGACAGUUGUUUCCAGAUGUUGGCGUGCUGGUUGUUGGUCUGCUGACCUGGAGGUUGAUUGGAAGACUGAAUGCAGACACACACACACAGGAGACGCAGGAGGAGCUGCUGUUUGAGGAGGAUUCUGUGCUCGGACAGGAGGAGGAGGAGGAGGAGGAGGAGGAGGAGGAGGAAGGCAGCAGGAACAGGGUUCUGGUUGAACUGGAGUUCCUGAUGUCUAAAACCAGGAAGAUGAUGGGGACCAUGACAACCACUGGAGGAAAAGUGCUGCUGACGGUCCUCCUGGGACUCACAGGUAUCAUGUUCCCCUCUCUCUCCUCCCUCCCCUACCUCCUCUGUUUCCAGGUGUUGUGUACCUGGUGGGCGUGGUCAGGUCAGGUCCCGCCCCUCCUCUUCAGGUGUGUGUCUGUGAUGUCACUGCUCUACUCCUCAUCCCAUUUCCUGCUCCUCUACUGUUACCAGCUGCCCUCCCUGCAAGAGGCGUGGCCUCCCAACCGCACCUCUGCCAGUGUGUUCGGCCUGGUGUCGGUGGUCUCCGUGGACUGUUCGGCUCCCUGGAGGCUGCAGGUGAACUCUGACCUCAGCUGGUUUCACUUCAUCAGUCCUCUGAUGCUGCUGCUGCUCUACAACACUGUGGCCACUCUGUGGAGGAACCAGCUGAUCGACGGCAUUGGUUGGUGGGCGAUGGAGAGGGCGGAGUCAACAAUCAGCGUGAGCUGUGACAUCAUCACUGCCACCAGCAACCUGAGCGAUGAGGUCAGCGGUGACAUCACAGCGGAGAGACGGAGAGAGCUGUGGAGGAGAACUCAUGAUCGCAGAGACGUGUCAUCAACCAAUGACAGUCCCUCUGACUCUUUUGCCCCGCCCACCCAGAGCACAGCCCUUGGAUUGGAUGUUUACUCCACGCCUCACUACUCUCUGAGCCAAUCAGACACGUUGGAGACAUGUGUGUUUGAAGGAGACGGAUGGGAGGAGGAGGAGGAGGGGGAAGAGGAGGAGGAGCAGGUGAGGAGGAGGAUGGCUGAGGAGGGAGUCGGUGCUGCCUCCAUGGCGUUCAGCUUCCUCCUCACACAGAGUUACAUCGGUGCUCUGAUCGCCAUGAUGGCGUGGCCCAUCACGUACGUGUCGUGGCUGACGUGUGUCCUGCUGCUGUGGUCGUGUGUCCUCUGGAUGAUGCGAGAGCGUCGCCGGUACACGCUGAUGUCAUCGCCCUGGCUGGUCGCCUACGGCAACCUGCUGGUCGUCAUGCAGUACGUCUACAGCUUCCCCUCCAUCCAGGAAGUCCCCGGACUGUUCCCGAAAAAAGAAGAUCCCUGCAGGCUGGCCUCCAAGUUGUUGUGUCUGGUGACCUUCUGGCUGCUGCUGCGUCAGGCGCUUACUGAGAAGAGAGACAGACAGAAAGACAGACAGGCAGACACACAGCUGUCUAACAUCACUGUCCACGUGGAAGAGGAGCAGCAGAGUGUGGAUGAGGAUCUGCAGGAGAAGAAGAAGGAGCUGUCCUAUGAGGAGGUGCUGCUCCUGCAGACAGGAGGAGGAGGAGUGAAGAUGGAGGCUCUUGUUGCUGUGAUUACCAGGAUGUUUGUUAAAUACUGGAUCUACGUCUGUGGAACCAUGUUUUUCUUUGUUAGUUUUGAAGGAAAAAUCGUCCUCUACAAAGUCAUCUACAUGGUUAUGUUCCUCUGCUGCGUCGCCCUCUACCAGUUGAACUACGAGCGUUGGCGUGCCAUGCUCAGGGGUUUCUGGGUAGCCGUGGUGGUUUACUCCAUGUUGGUCCUCAUCCUGGUCUACACCUUCCAGUUUCCCUCGUCCCUCCACACCUGGAGCUACUACACUGGACUAAGCAAGCACAGGUUGGAGGAUGUUGGUUUGGAGAAGUUCUCAGUUCCUGUUCUCUUCACCAGGAUCUUCAUCCCCGCUGCGUUCCUUUUGGUGUGUAUUGUACACCUGCAUUACUUCCACAAGCCGUUCCUGCAGCUGACCGACCUGAAGACUGUGGUGGACACACACAACAGCACCAUCACCAGGUUGGUCCACUCUGACGGCAGCCUGUUCGACCUGUCGGUGUGUGGAGCUCCUCAGCUCUUCCUGGAGGCGGAGAAGAGCCGAGGACUAAAGGAGAGAGAGGAGGAGACCGAAGAGAAGUGGAUAAAAGAGGAGGAGGAGUACCCCUGUGUGUUUGAGAGGGAAACCCUGUCUGACCACAUUAAAGUGCUGGUCUCCUGGAGGUUGGUUGUGGAUCGUCUCUCUGUUCUGUUCCUGCGCCUCCUCCUCUCCUUGCAGCGCCUGCAGCAUCUCCUCUGGUGGCUCCUGGAACUGCACAUUGUCAAGAUCGUCUCCUGCUACAUCAUCUGGGUCUCUGUGAAGGAGGUGUGUGUGUUUAACCUGCUGUUCGUGCUGUGUGUGGGCGUGGCUCUGCCCUGCAGGGCAUGGCGCCCCCUGCUGUCAGGAGUCUGUACAGUUUGGACCUGUGUGGUGACCGUCUGCAAGAUGUUGUACCAACUCAACAUCGUUCAGCCAAUCAGAUACUCCUCAAACUGCACCAUGCCAGGCAACUCCACUGCUGACCUGUCUCGCUCUGUUUUGUAUUCUGGUCCAGUUGACCCCGCCCAGUGGGUGGGGCUUCGAAAGACGGACGGAAAACUGCUUGACUACCUGAGGUAUAACCUGAUGAUGUUAGCGCUGUUAGCCUUCGAGGUGACAGUUUACAGACACCAGGAGCUCUACCGUCUCCGCCGUAACGAAGUCCCGCCCCCUACCAGAACGCUGUUUCAUGACAUCACCAGGUGUCACCUGGACGACAGCGUGCUAAACUGUAUAAAGUACUUCCUCAACUACUUCUUCUACAAGUUUGGCCUGGAGACCUGCUUCCUGUUGGCCGUGAACGUGAUUGGUCAGCGGAUGGAUCUGUUUGCUGUAGGCCACGCCUUUGGCCUCAUCAGCGUCCUAUCAAAGCGCCACAGGAAGCACAUCGCCUCGGUGUGGCCCAAGUACUGCUACUUCCUGUCGGGGCUGUUGUGUUUCCAGUACCUGCUGUGUAUCGGGUUCCCACCGGCUGCCUGUAAAGAUUAUCCCUGGAGACCUCCGUCCUCCAACAUGGACUCCAACGUGGUGAAGUGGCUCUUCCUCCCUGAUCACCUGACACCACCGAACCCAGUGUUCCUCGUCUAUGAUUUCUUGCUCCUCCUCGGGGCCUCCCUGCAGCUGCAGGUGUUUGAGGAGGAGCUCCAGUCGUCAGUUCAGAUCCUCGCAGGAGACAACUGUGAGCUGAUCGAGGAUGACGGACAGGUCUCUGAUCCAAUCAGGAGACUCCGUCUCAACACAGGCCCUGACUUCAUGCUGUGCAGGUCUUACCUGGACAUGAUGAAGCUGAUCAUCUUCAGCUACAUGUUCUGGUUUGUCCUUACCAUCAUCUUCAUCACCGGGACGACCAGGAUCAGUAUCUUCUGUAUGGGUUACCUGGUGGCAUGUUUCUACUUCCUGUUGGUGGGCGGAGAUCUGCUGCUGAAACCAGUCAAAUCCAUCCUGGUGUACUGGGACUGUCUGAUUGGCUACAAUGUGUUCGUCAUCACCAUGAAGAACAUUUUGUCGAUCCUGGCCUGUGGUUUCAUCAAGUCGUUGGUGUUGAAUCACUGUUGGCUGAUUCAGCUCUUCAGUCUGGCCUGCACCAUCAAAGGAUACACCAAACCGGAGCAGCAGAGCAGUAAGCAGUGUGAGUUGCCAAGUGACGAGGCGGGCAUCAUCUGGGACGGCGUCUGUUUCUGUUUCCUGUUGCUGCAGAGGAGAGUCUUCAGGAGUCACUACUUCCUGUAUGUGGUCCUGAACCUUCAAAACACACAACUGCUGGCCUCCAGGGGGGCGGAGCUCUUUGAGGCGUCCACAGUGAAAGCUGUCAGAGCGAGACUGGAGGUGGAGAAGACGUCCAUGGACCUUCUGAAGAGACAGAUGGAGAGAAUUAAAUCCCGACAGAAGAAGUUCCGCAGAGGAAAAGAGAAAAUGUUGAGUUUGACCCAAGACAGCUUCCAUACUGAUGAUCAGGAGAACAGGAAGGGGCGGAGUCAGAAGAAGUGGUGGAGACCCUGGGUAAACCACGCCUCCAUGGUGAGGAGUGGGGACUACUACCUGUUUGAGACGGAGAGUGAGGAGGAGGAGGAAGAGGAGGAGAAAAAGAAGGAGGAGCAGAAGGAGGAGGAGCUACCUGAGAAAUCAGCCUUCCAGUUUGUGUAUCACGCCUGGAUAACAGACUCCAGAACAGCAAUGAGAGCUCGCAACAAUCAAGAGAAACUCUGGAAGAAGAACUCCUCUGAUCGAAAGAGCAGGAAGGAGGAGAAGAGAGGAGCUGGAGGAAUCGAAGUGACGGAGGAGACGGACGAGGACGAGGAGAAGGAGGAGGGACCAGACACGGUGCUGCGUCGGUUCUCCAGCACGUUGCGGUUCUGUUGGGUUCUGCUGUCGGCUCUGCUGGACUCUCUGACCACCUGGCUCAGCGGUCUGUGUCAGGAACACAUCGACAUCUCCACCGUCCUCCGCAUCGAGCGCUGCAUGCUAACGCAGCAGGCCAAGCAGGGGAAUGUUCCCACCAGAGAGGCAAUCCACGUUUACUACCAAGAACAGAUGAUGAAGGCCUCCAGAGAGUCAGGCCUGAACUACAGUACCCAUGAGGCAGAGGGGCAGGCCUCAGCAGAGAGAGGAAGGGAGCAAGAAGAAGAGGCAGUGAGUCCUGACACGAAUGAGGAACUGGAGAGUAACCCAGAUAAACCAGAACCAGGAUCACUAUCAGGAGGAGCUCAACAUGAACCAGAACCAGAACUAAUAUCAGGAGGAGAUGGUCCAGGUGAACCAGAAGAAGAACCAGUAUCAGGAGGAGAUGAUCCAAGUGAACCAGAAUCAGAACCAGUAUCUGGAAGAGAUGGUCAAGGUCACCUAGAAACAGAACCAGUAUCUAUAGCAGAUGGUCCAGGUGAACCAGAAGCAGAACCAGUAUCUGGAGCAGAUGGUCCAGGUGAACCAGAAGAAGAACCAGUAUCUGGAGGAGAUGGUCCAGGUGAACCAGAAGAAGAACCAGUAUCUGGAGCAGAUGGUCCAGGUGUACCAGAAUCAGAACCAGUAUCUGGAGGAGAUGGUCCAGGUGUACCAGAAUCAGAACCAGUAUCUGGAGGAGAUGGUCCAGGUGAACCUGAAGAAGAACCAGUAUCUGGAGCAGAUGGUCCAGGUGAACCAGAAGAAGAACCAGUAUCUGGAGCAGAUGGUCCAGGCGAACCAGUCUCAGCAGAGGCUCCUUCCUCAGGAGUUGAACCAGAUUGGUUAACAGCAGAAGGUGACCCAGUAGAGGAAGUUAAAGUUGAAGAUUACCCAGAAUGCCUGGUGACUAACACCAUCCAGAGAUGUCGACCCAAACUGUCCCGGAUGGAGAGAGUCCAGUGUUCAUCGUCCUCCUCGUCUUCAGAGGAGGAACAGAUGAGAUCUGAAGAAUCAAAGCCGACUCACACCGGAGCCUCCUCCCCCUCUCCCCCACCUCCCUCCUCCUCCCCCUCCUACAGCCUUGCUCUGGGGCUGGACCUGCAGGAGGAGGAGGCUGGGCAGGGAUUCGGGAGGCGGCCGGCUCAGACUCCGGGGGAGCGAAGUGACUUCCUGUCUGACUCAGCCUCCACUUCCUGUCCGGCAGCGUCUCGCGCUCAGGAGCUGACGGCCAGUGAGCUGCUGAGGAGCAGGACCUUUUACGACGAGGAGCUGGAGGCAUCGGACUGUUUCUACGGCAACCAACACCAGCUGCUCCAGCUGUGCUACGCCCUCUACAGCAUCCUGGCAGCCAGGUCGGAGACGGUGUGCUACCUGGUCAUCGUGUUGAACCACAUGGUGUCUGCCAGCUGUCUGACGUUGGUACUUCCUGUUCUGGUGUUCCUGUGGGCGAUGCUGUCCGUCCCUCGACCCAGUAAGACCUUCUGGAUGACGGCCAUCAUCUACACGGAGGUCACCAUCGUCAUCAAGUAUUUCUUCCAGUUUGGAUUCUUUCCAUUCAACCAGAAGCUGGAAGUGGACCGCUCCAAACCAUUCCACCCCCCAAACAUCCUGGGGGUGGAGAAGAAGGAAGGCUGGAUCCUGUAUGACCUCCUGCAGCUGCUUGCUUUGUUCUACCACCGGGCCAUACUCAAGUGCCACGGACUGUGGGACCAGACUGUUACCAUGGAGACUGACACCGUCCAUCACCACGACAACCAGGCUGACUCCGCCCACGGUGCUGCCUCCAUCGAUCCGUCAGAACUCACCAGCACGCUGCGGCGUCGAGGCAGGAGACGGACUAACUCCAGCUCCACCCAGCUGCGCUCUCCUGCAGGUAGUGUGGGUUCCAGAGCUCAGCAGCCCGGCAGGUUUGAUCUUCUGCUGGAGAAACUCAGAGAGCUUUCCAUCAGAGCCAAGAAGUUCUCCAUUAGCAGGUCUAUGUCUCUUUACCGUCCCGUCCUUCACUUCUUCAGAGCUCUCGUCCAGCCAGAAUACAGCGCCGUCACCGACGUUUACGUCCUCAUGUUCCUUUGCGACACCGUCGACUUCAUCAUCAUCGUCUUUGGCUUCUGGGCCUUCGGAAAACACUCUGCAGCUGCUGACAUCACUUCCUCCCUCUCAGAGGACCAGGUUCCUGAAGCUUUCUUGGUGAUGGUCCUGAUCCAGUUUGGUACCAUGGUGAUUGACAGGGCUCUGUACUUGAGGAAGACCGUUUUGGGGAAGUUGGUCUUCCAGGUGAUUCUGGUGUUUGGGAUUCACUUCUGGAUGUUCUUCAUCCUGCCGACGGUCACUGAGAGGCGGUUCAAUCAGAACCUGGUGGCUCAGCUCUGGUAUUUCGUAAAGUGUGUUUACUUCGGCCUGUCGGCCUAUCAGAUUCGAUCUGGAUACCCGACACGAGUUCUGGGAAACUUCCUGACGAAGAGCUACAACUACCUCAACCUCUUCCUCUUCCAGGGUUUCCGUCUGGUCCCCUUCCUGACGGAGCUGAGGGCGGUGAUGGACUGGGUGUGGACCGACACCACUCUGUCUCUGUCCUCGUGGAUCUGUGUGGAGGACGUUUAUGCCCACUGCUUCGUCUUAAAGUGCUGGAGGGAGUCUGAGAAGAGGUACCCUCAGCCUCGUGGGCAGAAGAAGAAGCGUGUGGUGAAGUACGGGAUGGGCGGUCUGAUCGUUCUGCUGCUCAUCUGUAUCGUUUGGUUUCCUCUGCUCUUCAUGUCGCUCAUCAAGUCUGUCGCCGGAGUCGUCAACCGACCGAUCGACGUCUCUCUGACCAUCACGCUGGGAGGCUUCCAGCCCAUCUUCACGAUGAGUGCUCAGCAGAAUCAACUCAAAGAUCUGACUGAAGAAGACUUCAGCUCCUUCACCAGCUCCUACAGCUACACACCAAGUGCCUUGCAGUUCCUGGAGGCUUAUGGUCAUGAGGACGUGACGCUGGCGGAGCUGCAGGGCAGCAGUAACUCUCUGUGGACCAUCAGUCCUCCCAGCAGGCAGUACCUGAGCCAAGUACUCAGUCUGGACCACUUCCCCCUGACUGUGUCCUGGACUGUUCAGAGGAACCUGAGUCUGGGGGCGAAGGCGGAGCUUGCAUCAGGUAAACAUGUGACCUAUCUGGACGAUCAGACUCGGCUGGAGCUGAUUCAGCUGCUGAACGGGAUGAGGUCACUUCCUGUGGUCAUACAGGAAGUGUUUCCGUGUUUCAUUCGAGCUCCCAGCGACUCCAACUCCAAACCCAUCGAGCAGCUUUACCCAGAUGACCACUACAAGGACAUCCUGCUGGCCCUGGAGCGGUCGACCAAUCAGAGCCGAGAGAUCCAGGACUGGUGGAUCGUUGACCAACCAGCUGCCAGCCUGGUGCCCAUCGGAGGCGAGGCUUCGCUGAGUGACAGGAGGGAGGCGGGGCUUCAGUUGUUUGUGUUCAGUGAUAAAGUCAGUCCUCCGAGUCUGGGCUUCCUGGCUGGAUACGGCAUCAUGGGUCUUUAUGCGUCGGUGGUUCUUGUCAUCGGGAAGUUCGUGCGUGAGUUCUUCAGCGGGAUCAGUCACUCCAUCAUGUUCGAGGAGCUGCCGUGUGUCGACCGCAUCCUCAAACUCUGCACCGACGUCUUCCUGGUGAGAGAGACAGGUGAGCUGGAGCUGGAGGAGGAGCUUUACGCCAAACUGAUCUUCUUGUACCGAUCGCCAGAGACUCUGAUCAAAUGGACGCGACGCUGACCUCAUCGAUCAAUACGGAACUGAUUGUAAAGUAGUUAUUAUGACCUGUGGUGACAUCACAAAUUGUGACAUCAUCACUGACAGUUGUCUCUAAAUCUGUGGUUCCUAUAGAACGUUCUCCAGAUGGAACCGUCACUGAUUUAAAGAGCAUUAACUGAAUUUUAUUGUGAAGGUUUAAAGUAGUGUUAUUCUCUAUGUGACCAAUAGGAGCAGCAGGGGGGCGGGGCUUAUCUUCUGAUGAAUCCACACUGAUCUGAGGACAGCAGUCGAGGUUCCAUUCAGCGAAUGUAGCACAAAAUCAUCAACUGGUUAGGAGCGAAUAAACUCAGCUACGGUGAAGUUGAUUAAUGGUGAUCAAUAAACGAAGCCCCGCCCCACUGUGAAGUUUGAAUCAUAUGAUUGGACGUUGCUGCUGACACGCCCACAUUUACUUUCUGUGAUACUGGAACUAAGUUAUUAAUGUUUGAGUAAACACUAAUCAAUCAACUAUCAAGGCACACAGAUGAUUUCACUUAUUUCUAUUUAUUUUACUGCAGGACGAGCCUCAGUGUUUCUUUUAGCACUACCUUAGCUUUAUGUUAGCUGUAAUUAGCUGUAUGCUAGUUCUACCUUAGCUUUAUGUUAGCUGUAAUUAGCUGUAUGUUAGAACUACAUUAGCUAUAUUUAACUGUAAUUAGUUCUAAGUUCUACAUUAGCUUUAUGUUAGUUGUUUGUUAGCCAUAUAUUAGCUUUCUGUUAGCUUUUCCUUAGCUUAUUAGCCAAAAUGUUCUCUUUUUUUAGCUCUUUUAUGUUCAUAAACCCCCUGUGGUGGAGAGGAGGGUGGAUUGAUACCUAAAAUAGACCUACUGAUAACGCUAAACACUGAUAUAAGAAUAUAGAAGGAAACCAGACCUGGGUCUGGUUUUAUAUAUCAAUGAUUAGUGACCAGACGUUCUAGCUGGAUGUCCCGAGUCCUGACGAACAUCUCGAACACAACAAUCACUACCAAAUAGUUCUGAUUUUUACUUUCAUAUUUACUAUUAAAUACUUGUUUUCAGUGCUUCCGUAGUGUUUAUGAUGAUUACAUGCCCAUCCUGAUGAAAACUCUGAAGUGAUUGAUUACAUGAACACUCGCCAACUUAAGGUCCCGUUUGAGAAUAUGAGCACCCAACAUAAUAUCGCUAACAUCUGCUGUAGCUUUUGUUAGCAUUAGAGUCAUGUAAGGUCUACUUAGCACCACAUUAGCUCUUUGUCAUUUCUGUACUAAAGCUCUAUGUUGGCUCUCUGUCUGCUUUCACUAGCACUACAUUAGCUCUAUCUUAGCAUACAUUAGCUCUACAUCAGCUUUUAGCCUUUAAAGGUCUGCUUAUAACCUGCUAACCUUUCAACGGUAGCUAACAUGUUAGCUCUCGGUAAGCUUUAUCAGUUCUACAUUUCUUUUAUGUCAGCUCCUUAUUAGCUCUUGUUUAGUUGUGGCUCAUUCAACCUGUGAUCAGAGCUAAGCUAUGCUAAGCUAAACUAAAUGAAGGCUACCUUUUAAAGGAAAGAUGACGUGUGAGAUGAACAGGACAGGAAAGAGUCAAUGAGGCCCAGUGUCAGCAUGGAAACCAGUGAAAGCUGUUCACACAUGUCACUGGAAUCACAACACACAGAACAUUUCGUCCUAGUCUCAGUCCUAGUGACAGAAAACUGGAAGUAAAUGUAAGACGUUUAGAAUAAAGGUAUUAAUCGUUAGAUGGUUGUUUAUAGUCAAUCUGUUCACGUCACUGUAUUUUCUGACUGAUAAUAACUGUAAACUGGUAACUUGUGUCUUCUGUGAAUAUUUGAAACUCAAAAAGUGAAU
Anoplopoma fimbria (sablefish) is the source of this 10580-nucleotide messenger RNA. Its product is annotated as piezo-type mechanosensitive ion channel component 2-like. Gene Ontology annotation, cellular component: plasma membrane. Gene Ontology annotation, biological process: regulation of membrane potential; cellular response to mechanical stimulus; detection of mechanical stimulus. The record is from RefSeq and is a predicted model, not a curated record. NCBI's taxonomy places the organism in Eukaryota, Metazoa, Chordata, Actinopteri, Perciformes, Anoplopomatidae. Gene Ontology annotation, molecular function: mechanosensitive monoatomic ion channel activity; monoatomic cation channel activity.